Messenger RNA from Arabis nemorensis, 432 nucleotides. The record is from the annotation of a GenBank genome assembly. NCBI's taxonomy places the organism in Eukaryota, Viridiplantae, Streptophyta, Magnoliopsida, Brassicales, Brassicaceae.
AUGAUUGACGCUGCCAUAAAGCUUCAUAAUUCUCAAGUCUCCAAUGCUGUGAUCGAUGCUAAGCAUGAGCUGAUCAGAGACUUUCAGGAUCAGAUGGCACGAACCAAAGGCAACCUUAAGCUACUUACUGGCACUGCGGUUACUGAUGUGACCUAUCUCGCCAAAGUAGAUGGGAACAUUGAGCUUGUUGGACUUUUUCAGGACGAGGAACCCCCGACUGUGGACGAUGAAAUAAAGAAGCUCAGAGCUCGCGAGGUAGAGUAUGGUAGAGGGUACAAGCGUUUUGAUAGUGCUCUUGCCGCUCUGAAGACAAAGCUUGUGGUUCCGUCUCUAAAGAAGAACAUUCUUGACGAGAUCAAUAUCAACGAGCCGAUGGAGCUUUCCACAGCGAGAAUUGGGAUUCUUGACUUGCUCGAAUGCGGAAAAUCCUAA